CGAGCGGCCAUCCCCAGAAAACGAUUGAGCUUGCUCGCAAUUGUCCCGGAUGUAGUGCCCAGAACCGUCCGCCAUGGCAGACCUCGCAGAUGCCAUUGCCGCUGCGGAAAAGGCCGCCGAGGCCGACCCAGCCCCCAAUCCGUCACAUCAAUCUGCUGGCCAAGAUACAUUUGGCGCCCCUCCAAGCCCUUCUGUAAAGCCCGAACCGAACAUCGAGGACAUUCCCAUGGCCGGCGUUGAAGAACAAAUCCCCGCAUCACCGCUCAAGAGAUCACGGUCCCCAUUUGAGCACCAAGACACCGAAUUUCCUACAGACAAGCGACUCAAGACAGAACCCGUCGCCCGUGAUGAUAGCACAGGAGGAGCUGGGGUGGAGGCGGAGGACAUGGACGAGUUUGCUCGGCUCGUGCAGCAGGCGCAGGACUCGGUCAUGCAAGACGAUUAUAUCCAGCUGGAAGGCGACCCAAUGUCGAGUGCCACGGGCGACUUCCUCGAUUCCGCCGCGGUCAGCAUAAUCGAUCUCGAGGAGGCCCUCUUGAGCAUGCCGCCCACGCGGACAGAGUCGAUAUGGAAUGGCACACAUCACUUUACCCGCAGGAAACACGUACUUCCUGCGCUGGGUAGCCUGGCUGUGGAUGUGCUAGUAGCCUGGUCCGAGCAGUCCCUCGAGGACACCAUUCGCACGCUGUGCCAUAAUCGCGACUCCGACGUGGCCCGAGAAUACGUAUGCCUUAAGACUGCAUUCGAUGCGCAACGCCGGUGCCUAUCCGAGGACAGCCUCCUGUUGGACCCAUACAGCCUCGGUGUAUAUGAUGGAGACCGGGAGAUUGUCAGGGUCGCGAAUCUUGCGGCGUCCUGCGCCAGCCUCUUCAGCACGCUCGACAUUGGUCUCGAAGAGGUGAAUGAUCAGUUUCUGAUGAUCUUCAUCCCGCAGGGUCAUGAUCUCUCGCAGGAUGCAGCCGACAUAUUCCUCGCGCUGAAGACACAGAUCUUUCUCGCCAUGCUUGAUGGUCAACAGGAACGAACGCGAGAUGAGAUUCUGGAAGAGGUCUUCCCCACCACACUGAGGUCGGUACUAGAGGCGCAUCAUAUUGGCUGGCCUCUGAACAACAUCGAGACCCAGUUCUUGGCAGAUGCCGAAGAGCGGAAAACGAUGUUGAGGAAUGAGUCAAAUGAUGCGGACAGCAUACAGUCGCUCAGCAAACAAUUCAGCUACGAAACAUUCCUCGAAACUCUCAACAGCUACCUUAACGACAACAUUGAGAGCAUCAAGAUGCAAGGCGCCGGCAUCAUAGACUUGCGGCCCGGUUUCGAGCACGAAGGUCCCAGUGAUGGCGCUGGACACGAGCUGGAUUUCGACUUUGAUCUGGACGCUGCCAUUGCAGAGGCGUCGAGAGCUGCCGAAACUGACUCAGAUCCAAAUGUGGACGCAUCAAGAAAGGACGAGGACCUCACUGCAUUCCUAACGGAGAGUAUCUCAAAGGCAGCUGAGCAAGCAAAUGGGCCUGAAAGGGACGGUGCUCCUACGGGAGAAGUUGCCUCGGCGGCUGAAAGCGCCUCUAAGGCGACAAUGAUGGCACUCCAGCGUAUGUCACACGGACAUGACGAUCCACAGGCGCCGAAUCAAGGGCCCCAGUCAAGUGCGCAACAAAACUCAUCAGCACAAGGUGCAUAUCAACAACGUCAACCACAGCCAUACUAUCCGUAUCCACAGCACAACCACCAUCCACACCCGGCAUAUAGGGCCCCGGGUGAUCAUCUCCCGCCGAACCAAAGCGAUUCUACACCUGCGCUAUACGAAAGAGCACGGCAGGCUGCUGCUGCAAGAUCUUCCACCCAGGCUCGGAGAGAGGGCACGCAUUCCACGAGGCGGCCUUGGAGUCCAGAAGAGGAAAAGGCCCUGAUGAUGGGCCUAGAUAUGGUCAAAGGCCCACACUGGUCACAAAUCCUGGGACUUUUCGGGCCCAAUGGGUCGAUCAGUCAGAUCUUGGCGGACCGAACACAAGUGCAAUUGAAAGACAAAGCACGGAAUCUGAAGCUCUUCUUUCUCAAGGCGAACACCGAAAUGCCUUACUACUUACAAUGUGUCACUGGCGAGCUAAAGACCCGCGCUCCAACCCAAGCCGCGCGCAAGGAAGCUGAAGAGAAGGCAAAGGAGGAGCAGCAGGCUCAUGUCAAUGGCGUGCAUCCUCAUGCCGGUGGCGGCCAUGUUCAUACACCUCACAAUCCGCAAACGCCCACGAGGCCAUCUACUGCCAUGGCCCCUUCCCACAGCACAACUCCUGUGCAAAGAUUUACCCAUCCUCAUCUGCAAGCAGGCGCUCAUCACUCGAUACGGCCACCUGUCUCCAUGUCCUCCGGCGCGCCGCGACCUCCAUUCCUCGCCGCGCAGCCAGUGCACCUGCCGGUGAAGAUGCUGCAAUCGCCGCAGCAGCCAAGGCCGACUGCGGCAUCGUCAUCGGUGCCAGCACCGCCAGCGACCGCGCGGUCUACUCCCCAAGCCACGCCGGACGUGUCAGAGGCGGCGUUCUCUGGUACAUCGGUCGACGGAACACCACAAGAAGAUCUCAGCAUCGAGGAUGCCGCACUACUUGACCUGCAGGCGCUCCUUGAUGGUGACAUUCCGGAUGAUCUGGCAGGGGAUGUUCAUGGAGAGCUUGCUGCAGCCCUCAAUGGCGAUGCAGCAACGGACACCACCUCUGGCAACCCAACCCAAGAGGCGCAAACAAUCAUCAACACUGAAAAGCCUGAAUCUGCGGUCAAGGAAGAGCCCAGUCAGAUGUCCGCUCCUGAAGGACACCCUGCCCCAUUGGCCUCUGAACCUCUACAGUCUGGAUUUCUCGAAAAGGAAGAGGACGAUUUCUUGCUUGAUCUUCAGGCCGCCAUUGACAAAGAGGCCAAGGAAGCCGAUGCAGCGAAUGGAGAGCAUCAUGCUCCUAUCACCGAGUCUGUCGAGAGCGAGACGGAUCUUUUUGACAUCCAGGCUGCGAUUGAGCGGGAGGCAGCACAAGCGGCGGCCGCCGAGGAAACCUCCCACUCGCGAGCUGAUGACCCCUUAAUGGAUUUCCAGAUGACCAUGGAACGGGACCCCCCGGCAAAUGUGACCCCGUAUCGUGCGACAAGCAGCACAACAGCCUAGAUGGUAGCCCUGAGCGGCACGCUUCAGCCCUCAGAAGAUAACG
This is a messenger RNA of Microdochium trichocladiopsis, 3182 nucleotides long. RefSeq names its product telomere repeat binding factor-domain-containing protein. Bases 74 to 3139 code for a protein of 1021 amino acids. The record is from RefSeq and is a predicted model, not a curated record. The transcript is spliced from 5 exons. Gene Ontology annotation, biological process: telomere maintenance via telomere lengthening. Gene Ontology annotation, molecular function: double-stranded telomeric DNA binding; protein homodimerization activity. NCBI's taxonomy places the organism in Eukaryota, Fungi, Ascomycota, Sordariomycetes, Xylariales, Microdochiaceae.